This is a messenger RNA of Biomphalaria glabrata, 651 nucleotides long. RefSeq lists its product as uncharacterized. Lineage: Eukaryota; Metazoa; Mollusca; Gastropoda; Planorbidae. The record is from RefSeq and is a predicted model, not a curated record. Bases 1 to 651 code for a protein of 216 amino acids. The transcript has a single exon.
AUGAUAAUUGAUAAAGAGACAUUCGAGGAAGCAAUCCAGACUCUAAACGGCGUCUACAUUCAACCAAAGAAUACUUGCAAACAAGAGCAAGGUCAAACGAUAGACUCCUACAUGCAGAAAUUAAGAAUUUUAUCCAAAGAUUGCAACUUCAAAGCGGUGACAGCUGAACAACACCCAGAAGAGGCUAUUAGAGAUUUGUUUAUCAAUGGACUAGUGUCCAGAAUUCAAAAACGUCUACUUGAAAAGACUGUUUUGAGUUUAAAGGACGCCUUCGAGGAGGCUCGCUUACUAGAACAUGCUUAUCAGCACUCAUUACAAUAUGAAUCAUCACAGCCGGAAACUAAUUGUGCGACAACUACUCUCACCAAUUCUUUGGCCACAGCCUCGCCAAAUGUUACGAUUCCUCAGAGUGCAAGCAAUUCACAUAUACAUGAAGUAAAUGCAUUAGCUAGCAAGUGUUACUUUAGCGGCAGGGUUAAGCAUCCCCGCUCUCAAUGCCCUGCAAGGGAAGCGACAUGUAAUCAGUGCUUCAAAAAGGGUCAUUUUCAAGUAUGCAAAUCGAAAUCUUCAACAGUUUCGGCUAUCGCUACUGUGCAGACUUUGAGUUUAAACAAAUCUACGAUACCAUUUUCAUCAACAACGUGCAAUUGA